Peromyscus eremicus (cactus mouse) is the source of this 954-nucleotide messenger RNA. RefSeq names its product olfactory receptor 52E2. Gene Ontology annotation, biological process: G protein-coupled receptor signaling pathway. The record is from RefSeq and is a predicted model, not a curated record. The transcript has a single exon. Bases 1 to 954 code for a protein of 317 amino acids. Gene Ontology annotation, cellular component: membrane. Gene Ontology annotation, molecular function: olfactory receptor activity; G protein-coupled receptor activity. NCBI's taxonomy places the organism in Eukaryota, Metazoa, Chordata, Mammalia, Rodentia, Cricetidae.
AUGCUCCUUCCCAAUGACACCCAAUUUCACCCUUCCUCCUUCUUGUUGCUGGGGAUCCCAGGACUAGAGACUCUUCACAUUUGGAUCGGCUUUCCCUUCUGUGUUGUAUACAUGAUUGCUCUCCUAGGAAACUUCACCAUCUUGUUUGUGAUCAAAACUGAGAGCAGCCUCCACCAGCCCAUGUUCUACUUUCUGGCCAUGCUGGCUACCAUUGACUUGGGCCUCUCGACAGCAACCAUUCCUAAGAUGCUUGGGAUCUUCUGGAUUAAUCUCAGAGAGAUCACCUUUGAGGAUUGCCUUAUACAGAUGUUUUUCAUCCACAAAUUCACACUUAUGGAGUCAGCAGUCCUCUUGGCGAUGGCUUACGACCGCUAUGUGGCCAUCUGCAACCCACUUCGUUACAGUAUCAUUCUUACCAACAAGGUUGUCUCUAUGAUUGGUCUUGCUGUGCUAGUGAGGGCAAUUAUCUUUGUUAUUCCAUAUAUAUUUCUAAUUUUGAGACUGCCUUUCUGUGGGCAUCACAUCAUUCCCCACACCUACUGUGAACACAUGGGUCUCGCUCGUCUGUCUUGUGCCAGUGUCAAGGCCAAUAUCAUUUAUGGCUUAUGUGCCAUAUGUAAUUUACUGUUUGACAUAGUAGCUAUUUCCCUUUCUUACAUACAAAUACUACGUGUUGUGUUUCAUCUCCCUUCUCGGGAAGCCCGAAUCAAGUCCCUCAGCACUUGUGGUUCUCAUGUCUGUGUCAUUCUUGCCUUCUACACACCGGCUCUCUUUUCUUUCAUGACACACCGCUUUGGUCGAAAUGUGCCUCGCUAUAUACAUAUAAUUCUGGCCAACCUUUAUGUUGUAGUGCCGCCAAUGCUCAAUCCUGUCAUAUAUGGAAUAAGAACCAAGCAAAUCUAUGACCGUGUGAAGAAAAUGUUAUUGCAAAUGCAAGGAAAGGAAAAAGAAUAG